UGGCCUACGUGGCAGCCGCUGGAGCCGCGGACGGGGAGCGAGGCCGGCCGCCGGCACUUCCUGUGGAGGCCGCAGCGGGCGCGGGCGCGGGCGCCGACGGGCCGAGCGCCGAGGGAGCGAGCGAGCGAGCUAGCCGAGCCUCCCGCCGCCGCCAUGGGCCAGAACGACCUGAUGGGCACGGCCGAGGACUUCGCAGACCAGUUCCUGCGAGUCACCAAGCAGUACCUGCCGCACGUGGCACGCCUCUGCCUCAUCAGCACCUUCCUGGAGGACGGCUUCCGCAUGUGGUUCCAGUGGAGCGAGCAGCGGGACUACAUCGACAGCACCUGGAGCUGCGGCUACCUGCUGGCCUCCUCCUUCGUGUUCCUCAACCUGCUCGGACAGCUGACCGGCUGCAUCCUGGUGCUGAGCAGGAACUUCGUGCAGUACGCCUGCUUCGGGCUCUUCGGCAUCAUCGCGCUGCAGACGAUUGCCUACAGCAUUUUAUGGGACUUGAAGUUUCUCAUGAGGAACCUGGCCCUGGGAGGAGGCUUGUUGCUUCUCCUGGCGGAGUCCCGUUCCGAAGGGAAGAGCAUGUUCGCGGGCGUCCCCACCGUGCGCGAGAGCUCCCCCAGACAGUACAUGCAGCUCGGAGGCCGGGUCUUGCUGGUCCUGAUGUUCAUGACUCUCCUGCACUUCGACGCCAGCUUCUUCUCGAUUCUCCAGAACAUCGUGGGCACGGCUCUGAUGAUUUUGGUGGCCAUCGGCUUUAAAACCAAGCUGGCCGCUUUGACUCUCGUCGUGUGGCUGUUUGCCAUCAACGUGUAUUUCAACGCUUUCUGGACCAUUCCCGUCUACAAGCCCAUGCACGACUUCCUCAAGUACGACUUCUUCCAGACCAUGUCGGUGAUCGGAGGCUUGCUCCUGGUGGUGGCCCUGGGCCCCGGGGGCGUGUCCAUGGACGAGAAGAAGAAAGAGUGGUAACAGACCCCUCCCCGCCUGGCUGGGACCCGUGGCCGUCGAGGACUGGUUCAGGGUGGAUUCGCCAUAACUGCCAGCAUUUCUGUAUCCUCUCCCCUCCCCUCCCUUGGUAAAGGCACAGAUGUUUUGAGAACUUUAUUUGCGGACACCUGAUAAUUGAUGGCUAAAUCUGCUCUGGACCCCACCACCUGGUGUCUGACCGUGCGGAGCCGGCCGGCCCGUGGUCAGCACCUCCCUCCCCAAGGCCGGCCGCGGCUCCGUGGAGUGAGCAGCUUGCUUGGCUGUGGCCUCUCGGUCCUGGUUUUCUUUCGGUUCUUUUUUGGGGUGGGGGACCUUCAAGCUGUACUGUGAGCAGAUACAUUUGUGUAUCAUUCAAAGCAGUCUCCCUCUUUAUUUUUUUUUAAAGUUUACGUUUUUAGCUAAAACUACUCGAUGAUUUGGGGUGGCCCCGCCCAGCAUCAACACACUGGUUCCGACUCGCACCAGUGCCUUCCCCGUCGUUUCUGCCCUGCGUUGUGAUGCUUUAUAGGGACAGCGAGAGCAUGUAGAGAACCCCAGACCCAAAGCGUAAGGCAGCGCUGGAGGGGCAGCGAAGGUGCGGUGAGAGGCGUUCACCAGGGCCUCGACUCGGAUCGGUGCCGUUUUUAUGGGGCGACGCCCUGGGAGCGGUAGUGGCUCAAGGUGCGGACGGUGGCCCAUGGGGAGGCUGCCCGGAGCCCGCAGGAACCCGCCCCCCGGGCCCGGCAGCACGUGGGCCUCAGCCGCAUGCGUGGCCAGCUCGGUGGGGGCCAGCUGCCACCGCGGGGCCGGGCCAGAGCGGGGUGCUCAGACCGGUUACCUCACACUGAGCUGCCCCAGGGCCACAGCCAGAGCCAGGCCGGCGCUGCCUGCUGUCUCCCCCCUCCCGGGGCUCCCCAGGCCAUGCGGCCACCACUCCCCAUCUUCACGAGGCUGCGGCUUGCUCAGACUGUCCAUUUGCUAUGCUGAAUGCAGCCCAAAGUACUUUUUACGAUUUGUGAUGCCUUACCGAUUGGAUCUCGAGCCUGUAUUUCAAGUUUCCUAACAUUGCCUUAUACUGUUUCUCUUCCUGGGGAUGUGAGUGCUUCUUGCUGUUCUCCACUCGUCCGCCUCCUAGCGAUGCCUCUGUGCCUCCCACGGGGAGUCAGGGUCAGACCGACACGGUGAGGCUGGCGAACUCCCCUCCUUGGAGGCCUCUCGCAAGCCUUGCCUUGGGGCCGAUCUCACCUUCUCCGGUUCGCUCAGCUAGGGGUGCCAGCCUGAGGGCCUCCCCAGGGCUGCUGGGGCCAGUCCUGAACCCAGAUCCACGUCUACCUUCCAGGCCAGAGCCAGGGUGAGGUGGGGAGCAACCCGCCCCGCCCCUCCCCAGCGAAGCCCCUGGUCAGCUUCCCGGGGCAGGGGGGAGGCCGGCUCUUACCCACCAGUGCGCUUAGCGCCUUUCCAGCACCCUCCUGUGUCCCCGCCACUGCAGAGGCUCAACCCAAGACGCUCCCAAUCCCUCCCCCGGUGGCCCUACUCCCCGAGUAUUUAUAAGUUCAGAGGCUUUUCUACUUCAGUCACUGGGAUGCUCCCACACCACGGGGGUGUUCUGACUCAGUGCGCAACCUGGGCAGGGUGGCGUCUUGAUCUACACCCCCCUCCCCGUUACCCCAGCAUGAUGGCCCUGAUGAACGGCGCUCUCGGCCAGGUCGCAGUUGCUCCGUGACACUGUUUCUGGCAGGGUACGGGUCUUCUUCGGCUCCCUGCUAGGAAGACCUUUCUGGUUUGUAAAAACUGAGAUUGACCCUGGUGGCCAGGUGGCGUCGUGGCCACCAGUCCCGCCUCCCCUGGCCCUGCGUGGGCUAGUGCUCCGGCCGGGGGUCGAUGCCUACUCGGGGAGAAGAGAAAAACAGGAUCUACCAACUGGUUCUGGCGCAACGAUUUCUGAAAAAUUUUUUGCUUUAUGGGGGAGAUAGUUAUGAAUCUCAUUUUAUGCUGUAUUUUAUAUCUUAGUUGUGUUUGAAAACAUUUUGAUUUUUGGAGACACGUCAAAAUAAAUAGUGGCAUUUGUUGUA
Orcinus orca (killer whale) is the source of this 3032-nucleotide messenger RNA. RefSeq names its product surfeit 4 (gene SURF4). Gene Ontology annotation, cellular component: endoplasmic reticulum; membrane; endoplasmic reticulum-Golgi intermediate compartment. The transcript has 6 exons. Gene Ontology annotation, biological process: Golgi organization. The record is from RefSeq and is a predicted model, not a curated record. Bases 154 to 963 code for a protein of 269 amino acids. Lineage: Eukaryota; Metazoa; Chordata; Mammalia; Artiodactyla; Delphinidae.